Messenger RNA from Hibiscus syriacus, 409 nucleotides. RefSeq names its product monothiol glutaredoxin-S4-like. The record is from RefSeq and is a predicted model, not a curated record. NCBI's taxonomy places the organism in Eukaryota, Viridiplantae, Streptophyta, Magnoliopsida, Malvales, Malvaceae. Bases 85 to 393 code for a protein of 102 amino acids. The transcript has a single exon.
ACUUACCCUUCCACUUUAAAACCUUAGCUUUCAUUUCUUCAACUCUUCCUUGCUAUCUUUCGGCAUUGUUUUCCACAAUAUCAAAUGGAGAGAGUGACAAAGUUGGCUUCCGAGAAGCCCGUUGUGAUCUUCAGCAAGAGUUCAUGUUGCAUGUCCUACACCAUUAAAACCCUUUUUUACAACUUCGGGGUCGACCCUGCAGUUCACGAGCUCGAUGAGAUCCCUAGAGGACGCGAAAUCGAACAAGCUCUCUCGAGACUCGGUUGUAAUCCUUCCGUUCCGGCUGUCUUCAUUGGUGGUGACCUUGUUGGUGGAGCCAAUGAAGUCAUGAGUCUUCAUCUUAACAGAUCCUUAGUCCCAAUGCUUAAACGAGUGGGUGCCCUUUGGGUUUAACCCUAAGCUCCUCUAA